GUCGGUUAUAACGUCGUCGUUUUCUACGUCGUCUUCAUCGUUUUUUCUAAAUUUCACAUUUCCAUCGCUUAGACAACCAGGCACGGCAACUGAAAAUCACACAUUUCGAUUUUUUACAAAUUUUUGACUUUUCACGGCUUUGACUCGCCUCUCUGAACCUCUGGAUCUCACACACCAAAAAUUCCAUUCCAAUCGUCCCCUAGUACAGGCCAUAGCUACAGCUUACUAAGGCUCUGUGGUUUUUUUUUCUUUUUCUUUUUCUUUUCCUUUAUAUAUAAAAUAUAUAUAUAUAUAUAUAUAUAUAUUUUUAAAUGAAAAGCCGGGCAUCGCAGAACCGGCUAUCUGGUUCGGGUUUUGCGUCUCGAAUUUCAGCUCUUUUGCUCGCAAUGUUUGCUACCAUGGCUGUGGUUUAUGUUGCCGGCCGUCUAUGGCAGGAUGCUGAGGAAAGGGUUUAUUUGAUUCAAGAGCUUGAUAAAAGAACUGGUCAGGGUCAAUCUGCCAUAUCAGUUGAGGAUACACUGAAAAUUAUAGCCUGCAGGGAACAGCAGAAGAAGUUGUCAGUCCUUGAAAUGAAGAUGGCUGCAGCAAGACAGGAAGGUUUUAUUCCGAAGCGCUUAUCAAAAGAUGAGAGCCGCUCUAAGAAAAAGCUAAUAGCUGUGAUAGGAAUUAUUACAACAUUUGGCCACAAGAAAAAUAGAGAUGCAAUUCGAAAGGCGUGGAUGCCAACAGCGUUAAAGAAAUUGGCAGAUGAAAAGGGCAUCAUUGUGCGAUUUGUUAUUGGGAGAAGUUCAAAUCCUGGAGACAGUUUGGACAGGGAGAUCGACGAUGAAAACAGGCAAACUAAUGACUUCAUUAUUCUUGAUGGUCAAGUGGAAGCACCUGAAGAACGUCCAAAGAAGACAAAAGCAUUCCUCGUUCAUGCUGUAGAGAACUGGGAUGCUGAGUUUUAUGCUAAGGUCAAUGAUGAUAUUUAUGUUAAUAUUGAUGCCCUGGGAGCAACACUAACUGCUCAUUUGGAUAAGGCUCAUGUAUAUAUUGGUUGUAUGAAAUCAGGAGAAGUUUUCUCAGAGCCGACCAAUAAAUGGUAUGAACCAGACUGGUGGAAAUUCGGUGAUGGAAAAUCGUAUUUCAGACACGCUUCUGGUGAGAUUUAUGCCAUUUCUAAAGCUCUGGCUCAAUAUAUAUCAAUAAACAGGUCUUUUCUUCGUACAUAUGCUCAUGAUGAUGUUAGUGCUGGAUCGUGGUUUAUUGGGCUCGAUGUCAAGCACAUUGAUGAACACAGGUUCUGCUGCUCAUCGUGGUCGCCAGGAGCAAUAUGUGCUGCAGUGUGAUGCCUAUGUAAUUGUCUAACAGCAACCAUCUAUGAGAUUGGUACAUAGAAAGCAAAAACCCUUCUUAUGAAUGGAAAAAUGAGAUUCCUCUUCAAGUGGAUGAAGUUUUUAAGAAUUUUAUGGAGCUGAAAAGUUGAAUUGGAGCAGUCGUUGGAUUUGUUGAUUUUGGGAGGUUUUGUGGACUCAGAAUUCUUUGAGAAGCACCUGAUUCAGAGAGCUUGCGUCACAUCCUCUGGUUUCUGAAGUGAAGAGUAUAACAUACUGGGAUUUUCUUCCCAUUUUGUAUGAUGUUUAUUAUAAUCACCACUCCUUUCUAAUUCAUUCUUAAAAUCAUCUCAUUCAUUGUAAUUAUCCUCACAGCGCCCCCCCGAGGAUAUUAGAGAUUAUAACUCAUUUUCGCUGACAGAAACAUUAAUAUAUAUAUAUAUAUAUAUCAUUUUGAGGAUUA
Molecule: messenger RNA, 1779 nt
Organism: Ziziphus jujuba (common jujube)
Lineage: Eukaryota; Viridiplantae; Streptophyta; Magnoliopsida; Rosales; Rhamnaceae
Product: hydroxyproline O-galactosyltransferase HPGT1
Exons: 12
Coding region: 312-1331 (339 amino acids)
Cellular component (GO): Golgi membrane
Molecular function (GO): hexosyltransferase activity
Source: RefSeq, a predicted model, not a curated record